Oikopleura dioica is the source of this 216-nucleotide messenger RNA. The record is from the annotation of a GenBank genome assembly. NCBI's taxonomy places the organism in Eukaryota, Metazoa, Chordata, Appendicularia, Copelata, Oikopleuridae.
AUGAUUUCGGCAUGUUCCAACUUUGUCCGGCGAAUUUAUUUUAUCUACGAAAUGAAUACUGGAAUUUAUCUUCUGAAGUUUCAUGAGAAAGCAAUUUAUCAUCUCAUAACUGGCCUUAUUACUCUACUGAUUUGCUAUUCGACUUACACCUAUCUCCCAAGCUAUAUGCGUAAGAUGGGGCGCAUUCUCUUCGGCAACAUAGAAGAUGAGCUGUAG